Molecule: messenger RNA, 810 nt
Organism: Peronospora farinosa
Lineage: Eukaryota; Oomycota; Peronosporomycetes; Peronosporales; Peronosporaceae
Source: the annotation of a GenBank genome assembly
AUGGCACCGACAGCAGGAACUCGUCUUCGUUUUAAGACGGUACGAGGCAAGAAAGUAUCACAAACGACAAAGAAAGUCCCAUCACUAAAGAAUCGCAUUCGAGGGCUUGAACGCUUUCUCAGUCGUGGAGGACUAUCUGACGCUGCAAGAAGAGCCAAGAAGGCGGAGCUAAAGCAGCUCCAAGACGAGCAUGAGAAAAAGGAUCAAGUUGCAAUGGAAAAGAAAAAUGCUGAAAAGUACAAACGACCCCGAUUUUUUGAGCGAGUGAAAGUGAUGCGGAAGUUGCGUCAGGCGAAGAAUUGCAUUGAGCAGGCAAAGGAUGAAGCUGAACGUGCAAAGCAUGAAAAGAAAUUCAAGAAGUACCGAGAAAAGAUGAUGUACAUCUACUACUACCCAAAAAGUGAGCCAUAUAUUCCGUUGUUUCUUUCAGCGUCUCAUUCUAAGGAGAACCAAAAGCGCCAGAAAAAGCUCCGAAAGGAGGCCAUUUCUCGUUUUGAGAAGGAGCAACCUAUCGAUGCGUUCCACCAGUUUUGCUUUAACGAUGGCAAGUCCAAGGAAUCGACCACAGCAGAGAAGACUAGGUCAGCUGCUGAGCUUUUGCUCAAGAACCCCACCAAGGAAAUGGUGAAGAAGCAAAAGAAAGCCCACAGCAAGCGGAGUAAGUCUGGGGAAAAGGGUAAGCACACGCCAGUCCUUGUAGAUCAGGAAGAUGACGACGAAAUGCCGGAUGCAGCUAAGGAGAAUUGCGUGGAGGAAGAGGAGCAUGAAGAGCAUGAGAUGGAGAAAGAAGAGGACGAUUUUUUUUUGUAA